Aspergillus heteromorphus CBS 117.55 is the source of this 852-nucleotide messenger RNA. Its product is annotated as short chain alcohol dehydrogenase. The transcript has 4 exons. The record is from RefSeq and is a predicted model, not a curated record. Gene Ontology annotation, molecular function: oxidoreductase activity, acting on NAD(P)H, oxygen as acceptor. NCBI's taxonomy places the organism in Eukaryota, Fungi, Ascomycota, Eurotiomycetes, Eurotiales, Aspergillaceae. Gene Ontology annotation, cellular component: intracellular anatomical structure. Bases 1 to 852 code for a protein of 283 amino acids.
AUGCCUCCGACUCCAGACACCCCGACCCCGGACGCCAACCCGGGUCCAUCGCCCUUCCUUAGCACCAUGCCCCCCUCGACCUUCACCUGGCAGAUCACCCUAUCAGAUAAAGUCAUCGCCAUCACCGGCGCCAACCGCGGCAUCGGCCUCGGUAUCGCGGAGGUGUGCUUCGCCAACUCCGCCCAGUUCGUCUACUCCCUGGAUCGGAUGCAGCCGGGCGAGGAGACCAUCGCGCUGCAGACCCGGUUCCCGAAUUUCCGGUUCAUCCAGACGGAUGUCACUUCGGAGGAGAGUAUCGAGAAGGCGAUCAAUCAGAUUGUCCACGAGACGGGGCGCAUUGAUGGCCUGGUGGCUAAUGCGGGCAUGACGAAGCACCAGCCCGCGAUGGAGUUCGAUAGACCGGAGUUGGAGCAGAUGUUUAAUCUUAAUGUGUUCGGAUCGUAUUUCUGUGCGCAGAUCGUGGCGCGCAAGUUUAUUGAGCUGGGCAUCAAGGGGUCUAUUGUGAUGACUGCGAGUAUGACGUCCUACCGUCCGAAUCGCGUAAGCCGCCCCCUCCGCCCCUACGGCGCCACCAAAGCCGCAAUCCGAAACAUGUGCCACACCCUCGCCAUGGAAUGGAGCAAGCACGGCAUCCGCGUCAACAGCAUCUCGCCGGGCUUCGUCCGCACCGCAAUGACAUACUACGUCGAGACGUCGCCCGACUGGGCCACCAAGAUGGAAAAUUACGGCGGUAUGCCCCGUCUUGCGGAUCCGAGGGAGCUGGGCGGCGCGUAUGUGUAUUUGUUGAGUGAUGCGAGCUCGUAUACCACUGGGAUUGAUAUUCCUGUUGCUGGGGUUGUGGGGGCUUGGUGA